AUGGAGGAUCUACCAACUAUUGGAAUGAAGAGCUUUACUGUCAGUAACGAUGAUAUAGAUUCUUCCCGGAGGGGCGUCGUGGAGGAUCCACCAUUGCCGAUUGCGUCAGGGUUACUGAAGUUUGAUUUCGUGCUCAUGUUUCUUACUCCGGAUAAAUUAGGAAGUUGGGCUUUUGCUGAUUCAGUUCUGCACCGGCUGGCACCUCUCUGGAUUGGGGCACGAGGGCUUCAAUUUACUUGGGAGUACAUAUUCCAAGGACUUGAAGCAAAUGCCAAUCUUGUGAUGACCCUCUCCCUUGCUGCCUUAGGAUCCUUGAUGUGGCUGAGGAAGAACAAACCUAGGACUUUAAUUCCAAUAAUUUAUGCAUGUGCUUUGCUUCUGGCAACAAUGCCAUCUAUCACCAGGUUAUCCCACUAUCACGCUGCAGUAACCCUCAAAGGGAAUAAUUAUCAUGCUCCAACAUAUGUUGAUAUUCUUAUUUCCUUUUUUUAA
This is a messenger RNA of Hordeum vulgare subsp. vulgare (domesticated barley), 492 nucleotides long. RefSeq lists its product as uncharacterized. The coding region runs from base 1 to 492 and encodes 163 amino acids. NCBI's taxonomy places the organism in Eukaryota, Viridiplantae, Streptophyta, Magnoliopsida, Poales, Poaceae. The transcript has 4 exons. The record is from RefSeq and is a predicted model, not a curated record.